AAUUUCUCUCAUAUCGAUGCGACUAUUACAAAGACAGCAGUUUAUGGCUGAGUGUCCUGGAAAGGUGUAACUAGAUUCAGUAUUUGUAGUUACCUGGAAAACAAAAAAAAACAUCAUAUUAAAGAUGGAAAAAGAAGAUACGUUCCAAUAACACAGUUGGAAUAUUUCUGCCAAUACUAAAGAAAACAUGAAUGUAACCAGCAUUAAUGACACCCAGGAUGAACCCUCUAGCAGCUAUUCGGAAUAUUCGUACAUACAUUUCACCAUAGUUGCUGUUGUAGCACUAUGUUUUUGUAUUGUUGGCCUAGUUGGAAAUGUUAUUGUGUUUUGGUACCUGUGCUUCAAGAUCCAGAGAAACAAAUACACAGUUUAUAUUAUGAAUCUGUCGGUAGCUGACGCCCUGUUUAUUGUAUUUACUACCUUGCUUUUGAUGAUCCAUAUAAAUACAAUCAUUGGUACAGAUCCUGAUUUUAUAGGGAAGGAGAGUUUAUAUAUUUUCAUAGAAAUAUUUUAUGAUAUUAUGCAGUAUUCCGGAAUGUAUAUCCUUACAGCUGUCAGCAUGGAACGAUGUAGCUCUGUUCUGUUCCCCUUUUGGUACCGAAGCCAUCGCCCCAGGAACUUGUCCACUAUUAUGUGCAUUGCUCUUUGGAUCCUUGGCUCUUUGGAAAGUCUCCUUGAGAACCUUGUGUGUACAGCAGAUGCUUACUUGGAACAAACCUCACAAUGUUCAGCAGUUCAAAUAAUAGUUUUUAUUUUAGCCAUUGGCAUCUGCCUACCAAUUAUGGCAAUUUCCAGCUUCACCUUGCUCAUCAAAGUAAGGAGGUCAAUAAAGCAGCGAUACACACCUAAACUGUACAUCAUCAUCCUUAUUGCAGUUCUUGUAUUCAUCCUAUCAGUUCUGCCAUUUACUUUUUUGUCAUUUUUAAUAUACUUCAAAUUAACACCAACAGAUUUGGUAACUGUUAGUUUUUUCUAUGUAACAAUUUAUUGCACAGUGCUUAACUGCACCAUCAACCCCUACAUUUACUUUAUUGUUGGAAGGAAAUGGAAACAAAAGACCCCUCACUCAAUCCAUGAAGCCCUUCAAAGAGCCUUUAGGGAGGAAGAAGGUGAGAAUGAUGACUCAAACAGCAACAAAACAAUUGACACAUUAAGCUAAACAAACCUUACAGUUGCCUUCUAGAUUUUCUUUCAAGAGCAAAGCACACCAACAAUUAUCUAGUUUAACAAGGAAAUAUGAUUCACUCAGGAAUUACAGAAUAUGAAUCUUAAAGUAGGAUCUUACUUUAUCAACUCAAACUUCUGUGAAGACUGGAAAUGCUAAUUAUAUGGAUUUUCAUUUGAUAUACCUCCAACCGGCUGGCUUUCUUAAAGCAAACCUGCCUUGCUGGAGAAAUUGCUACUUAAAGUGGUUGUAUUUUUUUUUUUUAAAUAACAAACAUGUUAUACUUACCUGCUCUGUGCAACAGAUUUGCACAGAGCAGCCCUGAUCCCCCAUCAAGUGCCCCCAUAACAAGCUGCUUUCUAUUAGGGCACACAUACUUGCUCACUCCUGAGCCACACAUAGUGCAGCUUGACCCCAUCCCCUGCUCCCUCCUCACUGGCUGUGAUUGACAGGAGUGGGGGCCAAUGAGGAGGGAGAGACCGAGAGAGCCUGUGCCCUAGUGCAUGGUGCUGAAUCAAGAUAGGGCUUUCUUAAGUAUAUGUUGGGGUGCUACAUACUGAAGGUUUUUUUACCUUAAUACAUUAGGCUAAAAAAGCCUGAAGGCUUUAGAACCACUUUAAACCAAGCUCAUUUACAUUAGUUAAACCUGUCCUUAAUUUGCACAUUGCUGCUAUAAAUAUAUAAGGUUGUUUAGGAGUUUGAGGUGCCUUAAAUGUACUUUCAUACUUAAUUUAAUUUGCAUAUGGCUAACAGGUUUCAUCACAUGCCUUCUUAUCUUUUUUAUUUUAAAAUAAAGCACUCAUGCAGUUUUGGAUUGGAAACGUUUAAUAACGUUGAGAUUGGGUUAUCUGCUGACUUUGUGAUAUGUGUAUUCUCAAAUAUAUUGGCUCAUGUUCUAUAUAAUCUGUAAUAUGUAAAGCAACAUCUGAAGUGUAAUUGUGCAUACAUAUUUGUAGCUCACAUUGAGUUAAAAUAAUUUUUUUUUGUAAUAAAACUGAUUAUAACUUAUGUUA
Messenger RNA from Rana temporaria (common frog), 2178 nucleotides. RefSeq names its product mas-related G-protein coupled receptor member D-like. The coding region runs from base 188 to 1159 and encodes 323 amino acids. Gene Ontology annotation, biological process: G protein-coupled receptor signaling pathway. Gene Ontology annotation, molecular function: G protein-coupled receptor activity. The record is from RefSeq and is a predicted model, not a curated record. The transcript has 2 exons. Gene Ontology annotation, cellular component: membrane. NCBI's taxonomy places the organism in Eukaryota, Metazoa, Chordata, Amphibia, Anura, Ranidae.